Molecule: messenger RNA, 2143 nt
Organism: Tyto alba (common barn owl)
Lineage: Eukaryota; Metazoa; Chordata; Aves; Strigiformes; Tytonidae
Gene: ECSIT
Product: ECSIT signaling integrator
Exons: 7
Coding region: 758-2119 (453 amino acids)
Cellular component (GO): mitochondrion
Source: RefSeq, a predicted model, not a curated record
CAUGGGUUCCCCCGGUCCCGGGGGAGCGGUGGGGGCGGGGCGGUUCGGAUGCCUGGGUCUUCCCGGUGCCGUCAGCGGAUCGGACUCCGUCGGCCCCGGGGGGGGGGGGGGCGGUGCGUGGGGGACGGACACACGCACUGUUCGUCACGGGUGGGGAAUGCGCCCCCUCCGCCCCGGGGGGACACUGGCGCCCGGCCCCGCCUGCAGCUCGGGGCUGGGAGGGGGGUCGCAAUCCCGCGGCCUCGGGACGGGGCGAUGCGGGGGACCCGCGCCCGGGAGCGCUCCCCCCACCCCCCCCGCCCCGGGCUGGAGCUGCCGUUUCCAUUUAUAGCAGCUGUUGCGGCUCUGACGUCACCGUGCCCCAUGUGACGUCAUCGCGAGCCCCAGGCUCUGACAUCACCCUGCUGUGACCAAGGCCUCCGCUGUCCCUGGCUCUGACAUCAUCGGGUAUCCCUGGCUCUGACAUCACCGUGGAACCCCGGCUCUACACUCAUCCGUGGGGCCCGUUCUGACUUCACGGGGAACCCCUUGGAGCCCCGCCCGCCCCGCGCCGCCAAUCACCGCCCGGGCCCCGCCUCCGUGCGCGCGGGGAUUGGCUGCCUCAGACCACGCCCCGUAACCCGGAAGCUGUUCCCGGCGGGGUCGUCGGGACAUGGCGGCGCCCAGCGCCGCGAUCCCGUGGGGAGACCUCGCUGCCCGGCCGUGACCUCUGACCCCCGGGGGGACCCCGCUGCCCGGCCGUGACCCCUGACCCGCCAUGAGGCUGCGCUGGGCCCGCGCGCUGCCGCGGGGGCUCUGGGGGGGCUGGGGAGCCCCGCAGGUGCGGGGGGGCCGGGACAGCGCGAGAGGACACGGCGAGGUCGGCCGGAGCCUGUGGCAGCGCAGCAGCCGCCGGGCCGGGGACGCUUGGGGGGACCCUUCGAGGGACACCUCGGGGGACACCUCAGGGGACACUUCAGGGGACGCCUCGGGGGAUACUUCGGGGGAUGCCUGGAGGGACACUUCGGGGGACACAUCAGGGUCCCUGUCGCGGCCCACCACCCCCCGCGGGGCACAGGGCCGGGGCCCCGCAGCCUUCGCGGCCGCGCUGUCAGCGCUGGAGCGGGCACCGGGGCGGCGCGUGGGGCGGCUGGAGCUGGUGGAAGCGGCGCUGGCGGCGAUGCCGGCGCUGGGGGUGGCGGGGCAGCGGGAGGCCUACCACCGCCUGCUGCGCCUGCUGCCGCAGGGGCCCUGGGUGCCCCGCGGGCCCAUCCAGCGCCUGCUCGCACCCUUCCCCCGGCAGCAGGAGUGUGGCCUCCAGAUCCUGGAACAGAUGGAGCGAUACGGCGUGGUGCCGGACGCGGAGACGCGGUUUCUGCUCCUGUCGAUCUUCGGGCCCCGCAGCCGCCCCGUGCGCAAGUGCCAGCGACAGUUGUACUGGCUGCCACGGCUGCGCCAUGUGAACCCCUACCCCCUGCCCCCCUGCCUGCCCCCCCCCGGCCUGGCUGCUGCCCACCUGGGACUGCGCCGUAUCGCCAAUGACCCCGAUGCUCGUCUCACUGUCUACCAGCGGCCAGUGCCGGAUGAAGGGGACGACGAGGGCUCUGUCCAGCCCUACAUCAUCGGUGCCCAGAGCCCGGACCAACAGGCGCUGCUGGCCCGGCACGGCCCAGAACGGCCCGUCUUUGUGGAGGGGCCGUUCCCCCUCUGGCUGCGCAGCACCCACCUGUGCUACUACGUGCUGCGGGGGGACCCCCUGCCCCCCCACCUGCGGGAGGACGCCCCAGACCCUGAGCGCAGCCUGUACUACCCCCUGUACCUCGACCUGGACCUGGAGCGCGGCCCCUGGGACGACGAUGAAUUCGAUGUGGACGAGGUGGAGGAGGGCCCCGUCUUCGCGCUGUGCAUGGCAGGAGCGGGCGACCGGCACACGCUGGGCAAGUGGAUCGCAGGGCUGCAGGAGGCGAACCCCGUCCUGGGCCGUACCCCCGUUGUCUUCCGCCUGGGGGAUGGGGACCCUGGGGCUCCCCCUGUGCCCCACCUGGAGGGGGUGCCUUCCUCUCCUGCGGUGCUGGAGCCCCCUGACCCGCCACAGGGACGUGAGCACGGGCGCAGCAGCGGGAGCAGCGGUGGAAAAUAAUAAAGGAAAUGGCGCUGACAGCAA